Messenger RNA from Symbiodinium sp. CCMP2592, 3246 nucleotides. Lineage: Eukaryota; Dinophyceae; Suessiales; Symbiodiniaceae. The record is from the annotation of a GenBank genome assembly.
AUGGGUCCGGCACCGAGGCCCACUGCUGCAAAGACCUCCUCUCCUGCCGGACCGGCUUGUCCUGCAUUUUCCGCCGUUCCGGCACCCUUGCCCUCUGCAGUUGGAGCGGCCCUGCCGCCGGUGCCUGUGCUGGGCCCUGUUUUCGGAGGGGGAUCCGUGCCAUCAGUGUUGCCGCUGCCAUCGGCAGUACCCCGUGCUGCGGCUGUUGCUACGUGUGCACCUGCUGCCACGACCACGGCAGCAAUCCUUAAUGGGCCCCAGAUGGUGACCGCUGCGAGUGCCAUCGCCGCCGUCGCCCGUCCAAUGCACCCGGUGCUGGCAACUCCUUGUGUUGAUGCAGGUCAGCCACCAGUGUCAGCUGCGGUUGUGCCGUCGUCACAACCGUCCACAGUACCUGCUGCCACAGCGACAGUUCCCUUAUCUACGCCAGGGGCGACAACCGUGAAUGCCAGCAUGAUUCCUGCAGUCGAUAAUCCGAUGGAAACACUGUUUCGACCACGUGUGUCGUCGCUGCCGUCGGCAGAGCUUGCUGCCACGACCAACACAACAGCCUCGGCAUCCGAGAUGGUGACGACCGCUGCGAAUGCCAUCGCAAUGGGUACAGUGGACCCUGCCGUGCAUCCGAUGCAACCAAUGCCGACAACACCUCUCGUUGUGUCGUCGCUGCCAUCGGCAGAGUCCGUUGCUGCUGCUAGCAUGUCUGCUGCCGCGAACAACACAGCAGCAGCAGCACCUGCAUCUGACAUGGCGACGCCCGUUGCGAAUGCCAUCAUGAUGCCUGCAGUUGCCACCACCGCCCACCCCAUGCAGCCGGUGCUCGACCCCAGUCCUGGUGCUGACGCAGCUCAACCACCAGUGUUGGCGUUGUCUGAGCCACCUCUGGUUGCACCGGUCGUGUCGUCGCAUGCAAUUGCACCGGUCGUGUCCUCACAACCGUCGGUACGACCGUCGGCGGAGCCCGUUGCUGCUGCACUUAAUGCUGCCACGGCCUGCACACCAGCAAUCACCGCAUCCGCACAUGCCGUCAUGAUGCCUGCAGUUGCCACCGCCGCCGCCCACCCCAUGCAGCCAGUGCUCCCGUGUCGUGGUGCUGGUGCAGACCAACCGCCAGUGUUGGCAUUGCCUGAGCCACCUGCGGGUACACCGGUCCUGUCGUCGCAACCAUCGGCGGAGCCCGUUGCUGCUGCAUGCCCUGCUGCCACGGCCCACACAGCAGCAAACGCCCUCAUGAUGCCUGCAGUUGCCACCACCGCCCACCCCGGGCAGCCAAUGCUCCCGUGUCCUGCAGCUGGUGCAGACCAACCGCCAGUGUUGGCAUUGCCUGAGCCACCUGCGGUUACACCGGUCCUGUCGUCACAACCAUCGGCGGAGCCCGUUGCUGCUGCAUGCCCUGAAGCCACGGCCCACACAGCAGCAAACGCCGUCAUGAUGCCUGCAGUUGCCACCGCCGCCCACCCCGGGCAGCCAGUGCUCCCGUGUCCUGCAGCUGGUGCAGACCAACUGUCAGUGUUGGCAUUGCCUGAGCCACCUGUGGUUGCACCGGUCCUGUCGUCGCAACCAUCGGCGGAGCCCGUUGCUGCUGCAUUGCCGCCUGCGGAGUCACCGGCCAUGUCCUCACAACCAACGGCCGAGCCCGUUGCUGCUGCAUGCCCUGCUGCCACGGCCCACACAGCAGCAAACCCCGCAUCCGCACAUGCCGUCAUGAUGCCCACAGUUGCCGCCGUCACCCGUUUGAUGCAACCACCGCUUGCAACUCCUGUUGCUGAUGCAGCUCUACCGCCUGUGUCGGCAUUGCCUGAGCCACCUGCGGUUGGAGCGACCGUGGCCCACCUUGCUCCUUCUGCAUCUCCUCCGCCCGUGUCCAGUUUGCCUGGUCCGGCAACCGCUGCACCGGGGACUGUUGUGCUGGCGCCUGCGGCGAACCCAGAACCAUCCACAAAUGCCUUUCCUCUGGUUGCGGCGGCCCUUCCGAAACCUGUUGGUGAUUCCGUGGGGCCUGGGGUUGCCAAAGUCAGUGACGAUCUUGCCUCGGUCACCGCUCUGGGAUGGAAGUGCGAGACGGGAAUCAAUGUGAAGUUUGGACCUCACGGGCAAGUUGAAUUCGAGGAGUCGCUUUGGUGGGAUGGUGCACGGCCAGGCUACGUGUUCAAAAAGGACCACCAUGGCUUGGGGUACUACAUCGACACCGUGCCAGCCUCGCAAGCAGCUUGGGAGUGCCAUUUGCAUGAGAUGGGAUGGUCAAGUGGCCCACAGCUGAAAUCCGACCCCCGAACCGGGGAGCCGCCAUCCGGCCCCAAAACCGGGGAGCCACCAUCCGGCCCCAAAACCGGGGAGCCGCCAUCAAGCCCCCAAACCGGGGAGCCGCCAUCCGGCCCCCAAACCGGGGAGCCGCCAUCCGGCCCCCAAUCCAUCCUCCGCAAGCCGCCCGCCGCGGCCCUCGAGAUCCAGGAACCACCAUACUCCCGCAACGCAGCUGCCAAGCUCAUUGAGCGAGUGAAGAGGAAUGCGAAACGCAUGAGCCAACUGGACGCCGACGUCCAGGCCCUCAUCAACUCGGACAAGGAUGAUGACCGCAAGAGGCUGCUGGACCUGGUGGUUGGAGCCCGAGGCAACAUGGAUCAGGUCCAGACUCCGUCCGAAUUCGAGUCGAACGAAGUUGAUUCCGACUUGACCAACAUGGUUCCUGUGACCGAGAAGGAGCUUGAGCGGAUGUAUGGGGAGAAGACGGCUGAGGUCAAAGAACACAAGGAACGCAUGGGACUGUGCAAGGAUGACCCCAACCUUCCAGGAGGCAAGGUGUACCAGGUUUUCCGGGACCAGGUGACCACGGGAACCAAGAUCACUGCAUCUGCCAGCUCCUCCUCUUCCUCUGAGCGACCACCUGCUGCCCGAGAGCCGCCAUCCACUUUGAUUUCGGGGCUCAACAAGAAGGGCAUGGAUGGACCUACGGACAAAAGAAAGGUUUCUUUUGUUGACAACACUAAGGGCGACGGCAAGGCCGAUGACAACAAGGGCGAUGCCGAGAAGGGCGAUGCCGGUGGGGACGAGAAGCCAAAUGCUGAAAAAGAGCCGAAACAGAAGAAGCCCAAGACUGUGAAGGUGACUCCGACUACGGCUCUGGACCGGGGCAAUGAUUUGCUGACCCGAAUCCUGGACAAGAAGAAGACGGCUGAAAGCCACAAAACGGACCUCUAUCAUCGGCUCUCCGACCUCACCCACAAGAAGAUCAACGAGGACCAACCAUGA